Molecule: messenger RNA, 5134 nt
Organism: Cyprinodon variegatus (sheepshead minnow)
Lineage: Eukaryota; Metazoa; Chordata; Actinopteri; Cyprinodontiformes; Cyprinodontidae
Gene: zbtb21
Product: zinc finger and BTB domain containing 21
Exons: 2
Coding region: 106-3132 (1008 amino acids)
Biological process (GO): regulation of transcription by RNA polymerase II
Cellular component (GO): nucleus
Molecular function (GO): protein binding; DNA-binding transcription factor activity, RNA polymerase II-specific; RNA polymerase II cis-regulatory region sequence-specific DNA binding
Source: RefSeq, a predicted model, not a curated record
CAAAUUCAAGAUGGAUGGAAUCACGACCAGCAGACCGAAAGCCACACAACACUGAAUAAAGUCCUGGCUGCGUGGAGUCGAGAGCGUUUUCACGACGGGGCGGACAUGGAGAGCCUCGUGCAUUACAGCAACCCCUCCCAUGCCCUCUCGGUGUUGGGGGUCCUGAACGAGCAGCGGCUGCGGGGCCAGAUGUGUGACGUGGUCCUGGUUGUGGCCGACCAGAGGUACCGGGCCCAUAAGAGCGUUCUUGCUGCCAGCAGCGAGUAUUUCCAGUCUCUUUUCACACGGAUGGACGGAGACUCGCUAAGAGUUGUCAACCUGGACUUCUGUGAACCUGAUGCCUUUGAGAUAGUUCUGAAUUACAUUUACUCCUCGUCGCUCUUUGUGGACAAAGGAAGCCUGGCGGCCAUUCAGGAGCUCGGCUACAGCCUUGGAAUCCCUUUUCUGACUAACAUUGUGUCAACAAGGCCACAUGCAUCCUACUGCGUGUCCAGGAAAAGGCUCUCAUACUCAGAGGGGGAGGAGAAUGAUGUCCAGACAAGGAGCGUUAUCGUGUGCCGGGUCCAGAACAACGCAUCUCAUCCCUCCCACUCGAAUUAUCAGGGAAAAACAUCCGACAGAUCUCCGUCUCCGUACUCUCCUCGAGGGGGGGCUCAACUUUCAUCAGAUCAUAACUCACAUGAGGCAGUCAAAAACUCUGAGUCCAGCAGGAAAUCAUCAGAGCAAAACAAAUCCCCUGAAAGGAAGCCCAGCUAUCCUUACUCCACCAUUCUAAAAGGAAACCCAUCUCGUGUCUCCUCAGUCAGACCUCAGCUAACCUCAUCAGUGUCUUUUAGCGAUGUCGACAUGCCGCAUGUCAGGCUGCAGUCUGGUUCCGACCAGGACAUCAAAGAAGAGAACGAUGAGCUUGAACAUCGGUAUCCUAACAACGUCCCCUUCCAGGGUCAGCCCAGACCCCUGAGCCGGGUAACUGACCGGAGCGGCCCCCUGAUUAAAAGCCUGCUCCGGAGAUCGCUGUCCAUGGAUAGCCCCGUUCCAGUUUUCUCCCCAACCCUGGAGCUCAAAGAUCUCCAAAACCGAGAACAAUCGGUCGUCAAAAUUGCCUCAGGAGCUGAAACCUUCGCCCACAAUGGCAACUCGGCUAGAGAGUCCCCUUUGGUCUCAAGGUCCAGGUUUCACAGCAGGUAUGAAACUCAGGUAGAAGGAGAUGUCAGCGUAAAGGCUGAGCCCAGCAGUCCCCUUGCUGAUCCCAUGGACAUUGUUAGGAUCACAGUCGGAGACUCUCUGCCGGUCAACCUGAAAGACUUGCAAACUAAUUACAGCCAGGGCUCCAGGACGGAUUUUAGCCAAGGGAAAAGGAAAGACCGGCCGGAGAACAGAAGGUACCCUUUGAAAAAAAGCAAAGUAUUCAAAGAACACGUUGCUUCAAAGGAAAUGGAUGUUUCAGAGACUGAGCCUCAGUAUGAAAACAGCGACCGUGGUGAAAACAUCGGGGAACCCUCGCAGCUCAAGAUUUUCAAAUGCUGGAGCUGCCUAAAGGUUUUCCGCUCCAGCGCUGGACGGCAUCGCCACAUCAACAUGUAUCACAACCCGGAGAAGCCGUACGCUUGUGACAUCUGCCACAAGCGGUUUCACACCAACUUUAAAGUGUGGACUCACUGCCAGACCCAGCACGGGGUUGUCCAGAAUCCGGCGUCAUCCUCCAGCUCGUCUAUGCUGGAUGAAAAGUUCCAGAAGAAGCUGAUAGAUAUUGUGCGAGAGAGAGAAAUAAAGAAAGCUUUGCUCUGGAAGCUGAAGAGGAAUAAGCAGGGUUUGCAGUCUCCUUCUCUUGCCAAAAAGAGAUCAAGGUCCAGCUUUGUGUGUCCCUACUGUGGCAAAGCGUUUGGGUUCCAGUCCCAGUACCGGCAGCAUUUAAGGACACACCCUGCUGAGAAGGCCGACCAGGAGACGGGGAUUGAGAGUGUUGUAUAUCCCGAACAGGAUGAGAUCCUUCAAGAGAACAGUACAGGCAGUGGGGUUUACUCUUGCAGGCUUUGUAACAUGAAGCUGUCCUCCCUGGCAGAGCAGGGCGACCACGAAAGGGGUUGUCGACACUCCACCGUGUGCCCUUACUGCGGCCUCCGCUUCUCCAGCCCCGUCGUCAAGAAGGACCACGAGGCCCAUUGUAGGUACAAGAAACUGACAUGUCUGGAAUGCAUGCGCACCUUCAAAUCUUCCUUCAGCAUUUGGCGCCACCAGGUGGAAGUCCACAACCAGAACAUGAUGACUGGUAAGAACCAGAUCCACCUGAACCAACCGGACGAAACCGGAAGCAACGAGGACGUACUCAAAGAGGAGCCUUACAGUGAUGAGCCUUCCGCCCUCGGGAGCUUUCCAGAGAACAGCUACAAAGACUCGUUGGGUCCACCCCUGUAUGACUCGGAAGAAUCCUCGCCUGAGGAUCUGAGCAUGGGCCACCAAGGCAAACUGGUGGUGAAGGAAGAACCGCUAGAGGAAGCGGUGAGUGAUAGGGACACCUUGGAGGCCGGCAAUACCGGACCAGAGGAAGCCGGGGUGUGGCCUUGCGAGAAAUGCGGCAAUCUGUUCAGCUCUCGCAAAGACCUGGAGCGGCACCAGGAGCUGCUGUGCCACAUCAAGCCCUUCAUCUGCCAUGUCUGCAACAAAGCUUUCAGAACCAACUUCCGCCUUUGGAGCCACUUCCAGUCUCACAUGUCUACUGCCAACGAAGCCGGCGCCAGAGAGAUCAACCCGCACGCUCCUCCGCAGUCUCCUUCGCCGCCCCUGACUCCCCAGAACUCUGAGCGCCACUCUCCACAAUCCUCUGUGCUCAGGUCUCCACAAGCACCACCAGCAGCGACCAUCCCUGAGGAGUCGAGCAGCCCGGAGCCCUGCGACACUUCAGUGCACAAGACCAACAAGCCCGGAGCAGAACCCAGCAGCCACAACUCACUAUCCAGAUCCAACAGCAGGGAGAACCCGGGUGGCCCCCAGGAGCCGGACACGCUCUUCUACCACGCUCCUUCCCUGUCGGCGCUGACUUUUAAGAGGCAGUACAUGUGCAAGCUCUGCCACAGAACCUUCAAGACGGCCUUCAGUCUGUGGAGCCACGAGCAGAGCCACAGCCACGUGUAGCGCCGCCAGAGUCGCCUUUCUUUGAACACUUCGUACCAGAAGGUGAACGUCUCGGCGUGAAAAACCCAGACUCUGAAUGUAAAGCUCAUGUGCUUGCCUCCAGCUGUAUAACUCAAAGGGGCCAUGUGUGUUAGAGGUGUAAACAUGAAUGUGCAAUCAAGUGCUAGAUUCCCCUGUAAGAUGAUUAAAAAAGCAGUGGCUUCUUUGAAAACGGUGUAUCAGAAUAUAUCUUUUUAUUAUCUUUAGUUGUUUGUAUUUACCCCAGUGUGUGUUUACUGAAAAGCGAGGUACAGAGCUGCUUCGCUGUAUCUCUUUAGAUGUAAAAGAGGAAGCGGCUUUAUAUCUCGUCCUCUCAGAGUACGGUGGACAGUGCUUUAAGGUUCUUCAAGCUGCUGUUUAAGUAAAUAACGAUGCUUUUGCGUUUCUGUUCGCCCUUUCACCUGGUGCCAGUGGUGUCCCUUCACCUUCUAUCAGUGGCCUCAAAGAUAAACUCAAUAUGCACUUUGUUUAAAAGCUUAACUCUGUUACGGGACGAUGUGGACGCCGCUGCUUCAGGUCAUUUAGAGGAUCAAAACCAUUGAAAUGUUUUCCUACAAGUCUCAUUCUGGCUUGGAGGAAGACUUCAAAUGUAUAUUCCUGAUAAUCAGCCUAUUGACUUAUGUUUACUUGUGUAUAUAUAAAUCAGGUUGUUCAGUCCAGUGAUUCAUCAUAUGGUUUUACAAAAGCCUACAUAAGUUUUCUAUAUCAUUUUCUCUUAGCUUUGUUAACAUUACAGGUAAAUAGGUAAAUAAACCCAAUUUAUUGCAGCAGCAAACAUCAAAACAAAGAAAAUUUCAACCUUUGUUGUGAGUUUAUUUAUUCAGUGGAGAGAAAUCUAAUUUUAAAGGAGUAGUUUUUCUUACAUUUGUUGUCAGUUGGGCAGCAUUUGGAUUUAUAACAAUUUUUCAAUGCUGCAGCAAACAGAUUGUGAGCUCAAUUUCUCUGUGACUCACUCCUUAGCAGUCCUGUGGGGGAAAAAAAGGCAGAUAUGGUGUCUGGUGAAGAGAUUUCGACUUGCAAAGUUGCAUGCAGCAGGUAUACCCAAAGUGGGUCCUCGCAGGCUGCUGUCCUGCAGGUUUCAGAGGUUUCCCUGCUUUAGCACAGCUGGUUCUGAUGAUUGCAGUUCAAUAAAAGCCUGUUAAUCAGCAAUCGAUGAAAAUCAGCAGUGCUGAAGCAGAGAAACCGCUAAAACCUGCAGCACAGCGGCCCACGAGGACCGACUUUGGGCAUUCCUGGCCUACAGCUUCACUACUAGAUCCUUAAACUCAGAUUGCUCCCCAGGCGCUGCAGCCAAUCACUGCUUCCUGAGGCGGUUGGUUAAUGCAAAUGUUAAAACACAUAAUUUUUGUUGUUUUUUUAUAUCAGAUCUUCUAAUUAAUAUAAUUUAGGUGUGUUUCUACAGUUUACCCCCAGAACUUCCACUGUUAUGUGCUAAAAAGCUCAGGCAGUGUCCCCAGUUUACUAUCUGGCUAAAACAUGCCUGUUAUUUUUAAAUGGCAACCAGAAAGCAACUUCUCAGUGAUUAGACGCUGCUAGAACCUCCUGGACUGUUAGGUGUAUCAGGGUGUGUCAAUGGUGAUUUUCUUUAAUGAUUUUAUCCCAGCUGAAUAAAUAUGCUGAUUUUGAAGUUGGGGUUUAUUUCUAAAUUAUUAGUUUGCUGCUGAGAAAAGAGAUUAAUUUAUUUUAGGGCUUUUUUUCCCACUUUUUUUUUACCAGGACGAGAAGUUGUGCUGCGCACAGUUUUAAUGUCGUUCUUAUCGUCCUUUAUCAGCUCCUUUUACUUUCUGUUGGAGCCUGCAGAACCGCGGCCUUUCAGCCAGACAUGGGAUGAUGGAUUUAUUCAUGUUUUCAAAGCUUUAUGCAGUUUUCUUUCAUCUUCACAUAAAAGCACAAAUGAUUUUCAGAGGAAUUGUGACUCAGGCAUUUUAAGGCGGUAAUGUUUUGAGGAAUAUCCAAAAAGAAA